AUUCAAAUUAUGGCUUUCAUCCUUAUCAUCCUCCUAUUGCACUUUGCUUUAAGUGAAGGAUGGACUAAUUUUGAUGAUCUCGACGUAGAAGAACAGCUUAAGAUCUUGAACAAGCCAGCAGUGAGAAGCUUUCAGAGUGGAAAAGGGGAUAUAUUUGAUUGUGUUGAUAUGUUCAAGCAACCUGCUUUUGAUCAUCCUUUACUUAGAAACCACAAGAUUCAGAUGAGACCCACUGCAUUUCCAGAAGGGAAAGGUGCUCCAAGAUCUAUAAAUGCUUCCUCACAUUCUAAACUCAUGGGCUUUUCAUGCCCAAAAGGAACAGUUCCUAUUCGCAGAACUACAAAGGAAGAACUAUUAACAGCAAGAUCACUCUCGGAGAAAUCAAGAAAUUCGACAAGAAAACUCUAUAUUGCUCAAUCUUACUAUCGUGCUGGAGUGAUUUCGUUCAUGGGCAAUUACUAUGGCGCUAAGGCAGCUUUAAAUGUCUGGAAGCCAUAUGUUGAAGGAGAUGACCAAUAUAGUGCUGCCUUAGUUUCGGUUACUAGAGAUGGAAACGACAUACAAGCUGGAUGGAUGAACAAUGACGAUCCAGUGAGAUGCAUUAACACUCUUUGCCCCGGUUUUGUCACGACCGGAGAAUUACCACUUGGUGCACAGAUGUCGUGGAUUUCCCAAUACAAUGAUCCAAAUAAGCAACAUGCUAAACGGUUUCAUCUGUUCAGGGAUGCAAAUACUAAAAAUUGGUGGCUUAAAGUGGGACGGAUUGGCGUAUUAGUUGGGUAUUGGCCAAGUGAGCUUAUUCCUAAGCUAACAUCUGAUGGAGCCAAGGAAAUAUUCUGGGGUGGCCAAGUAUAUCCAGGGAAUAAACGGAUUAAACGGUUGAGAAACCUAGAAAUGGGAAGCGGCCACUUCCCUGAAGAGGGCUAUGCUAAGGCAGCCUUUGUUAGUAAGAUAAUGUAUGCAUUACAUGAUGGACCCGAAUUGAUAAAUCCCUCCUCCGACCAAAUAGAUCAAUCCGUAGACAAACCAUCAUGCUACGAUGUUGACCCGGAUGUACAAUACUCAGAGGAACGGGGAUAUUAUAUCUUCUAUGGUGGAAAACCCAAUAACUUUUGUCCUGAUUGA
Musa acuminata AAA Group (dessert banana) is the source of this 1125-nucleotide messenger RNA. RefSeq names its product protein neprosin-like. The transcript is spliced from 6 exons. The record is from RefSeq and is a predicted model, not a curated record. NCBI's taxonomy places the organism in Eukaryota, Viridiplantae, Streptophyta, Magnoliopsida, Zingiberales, Musaceae. Bases 10 to 1125 code for a protein of 371 amino acids.